Messenger RNA from Naegleria gruberi, 894 nucleotides. Its product is annotated as silent information regulator family protein. The record is from RefSeq and is a predicted model, not a curated record. The coding region runs from base 1 to 894 and encodes 297 amino acids. Lineage: Eukaryota; Heterolobosea; Eutetramitea; Acrasida; Naegleriidae. The transcript has 2 exons. Gene Ontology annotation, molecular function: NAD+ binding.
AUGUCUGAUGACCAAAAACAAGAAGAAAUUGCUUCGGAAGAAACCAUGGAACAUAUCGCCCAACUGAUCAACAAGGCAAGAAGAGUCGUUGUAUUUUCUGGUGCUGGUAUGAGUGCAGAGUCUGGAAUUGAUACUUUCAGAGGAGGAGGUGGUUUAUGGACCGGAUUGAUGGGAAAAUUGUUUUUGGCUUAUGGAGGAACACCAUUUGGAUGGAAUAUAACACCACAGAUUUGUUGGGGACAAUAUAUUAAACGAUUUUAUGGACCGAUUGCUAAAGCUGAUCCAAAUAAUGGACAUUUUGCAUUGGCCAAGUUGGAACAAGAAGUGUUUGGAGAUUAUAUGGAAGUUAUUACACAAAAUGUUGAUGGAUUGCAUCAAAGAGCUGGAUCAACUCAUGUCUAUGAAGUGCAUGGUACAGUAAUGAGACAUUGCUGUAUUGCUGAACGUCACAUUUUCGAUUUUGAUGAAUAUUGGGGAGAAGAGAAUGAUGAAAAGAAAAUGGACUUGCCAGACAAGUCACCAAAAUGCAAACAUCCAGGGUGUAAUAGUACACUUCGUCCUGAUUGUGUCCUAUUUACAGAAGCCCUGCCAAUGGACCAAUGGGAACCUUCUUUCCAUGCAGUUGACAGAAUGAGAAAGGGAGAUGUCAUGAUUUGUGUUGGAACAAGUGCCAAGGUCUAUCCAGCUGCUUCACUUCCUGGAAGAGCUGCCAGAAGAGGAGCUCAUUUAAUUGAAUUCAAUUUGGAAGAAACAGAUUACAAUCAAUUACCGAAUUAUAUAUUCGUUAAGGGUCCAAGUGGUCAAACACUUCCAACCAUUGUAGAUAGAGUAAUUGAAUUGAGAAAUGCAAAUCAAUCAAUACCAUCGGAAAAUAUUUCUCAAAUUGUAGAAUAA